Opisthorchis viverrini is the source of this 282-nucleotide messenger RNA. RefSeq lists its product as hypothetical. The annotation marks the transcript as partial. The record is from RefSeq and is a predicted model, not a curated record. NCBI's taxonomy places the organism in Eukaryota, Metazoa, Platyhelminthes, Trematoda, Opisthorchiida, Opisthorchiidae. The transcript has a single exon.
ACUCUAUAUGGAAUGUACCUCCAACGCCCCUCUGAAACUCCAUUGAUGUCCUUUCCGAUGUACGAGUCACCCAAGAACUAUUCGACCCCAGCAAGUUCAUCCUAUCGCCUGGGCGAUACGUCCCACGUGACGGAGUCUGAAGAGAACAUCCCCGUCUGGCUGUCCACAAGAGAUGGAUACAAAGCUGCUACACUUCUCAACUGUUUACCCAACGGUCGAGGUCGCAUCUUAAUUCUACCUGAACAGGAGGAGCUAGAAAUAGAUAUUGAAUGCCUCGAGAGG